This is a messenger RNA of Lytechinus pictus (painted urchin), 2005 nucleotides long. Its product is annotated as galanin receptor 2a-like. Gene Ontology annotation, molecular function: G protein-coupled receptor activity. The coding region runs from base 511 to 1686 and encodes 391 amino acids. Gene Ontology annotation, biological process: G protein-coupled receptor signaling pathway. NCBI's taxonomy places the organism in Eukaryota, Metazoa, Echinodermata, Echinoidea, Temnopleuroida, Toxopneustidae. The transcript is spliced from 2 exons. Gene Ontology annotation, cellular component: membrane. The record is from RefSeq and is a predicted model, not a curated record.
AGAUUAUUGGAUCGGAAAUUGAGACAAAACUUCCGGAAGCCAAGAACCGCUCUCCCUUUCUCGAGGAAAGUGAAUAGUUGUGGCCCAUAAUAUCUUCGAAACAUAUUGCACUAAUUAUGGAACCGUUUUGGGAAUGCAUACAUUACGAUCUAUAAUAGUUCAUCAUGACAUUCAGAAAUCGACCUUGAUGUUGGAGUUCUGCAACCUUUCAAGAACGAGUUCAAUCGUUGGACUUUCUACCAAAUGAUGAGCGCCAUCUACGUCGGGGUAUGAAGCUACCAAGUCAGUGAGCCAAUUCUGGAGAGAUAGGAACAUCUGUGAUGACUGGAAUACUUUAUCAGAGAACAACAAAUUUAUGAAAUUUCGAACCAAGAAGUGAACUUUAUUCGUCAAUUACGUCACUGUUCUACCUUUUUUUUACAAGAGUAGAGACAAGAAGCUAGUGCCGUAAAGAGAAAUAAAAACUUGACUCAAUUCUACGCAUACAUUACCAGAAAGACAACGAACAAAAUGGCUUCUGAAAGUGACAUCAUGAUGAAUUCGACCAAUAGCAGCAUGGAAGAAAUGCCUGAAGAUAACCAAAAGGUCUUCACCAUUGUUUUGUACGUUCUCGUCGGCUCUGUAGGCAUUCUGGGUAAUUCAAUGGUGUGCGUGGUAUUCAGUCUCGUAAGAUCACGGAGAAGUCAGGUGAAUCUAUUUAUUCUGCACCAGGCCGUUGUUGAUUUGUGUACAUCGUGUUUGCUCAUCAUGUUCGGCAUCACGCAGCUCUAUCGGGAUGAAAUCAUGAAGACAUCUUACGAGCCUCUGAAUGCAUCCUCACCAACCACCAACUCAUCAGAUCCCACGGGUGACGGAGCGAGCCAGGAAUACGUCAAGGUCGCCAACAUCCCCCUCCCCUUGGCGGAGUUUAUGUGCCGGCUCUGGUGGGGCCGAGUCUUCCUUUUCUCCAUGUUCGCCAUCUCGACGUUCAACCUGAUGUCGAUGGCCAUCGAACGCUACAUGGCCAUAAUGCACCCGUUCUUCUACGCGACGAAAUUCAAGCGACGUCACACCCUUAUUGUCAUCAUCAUGGCGUGGCUCUUCGCACCGGUACUGCAGUACUUCCCGCCGAUCUUCCAGUACGACGCGAUGGACGAUACGCACGAGUGCGGCAUCCAGGCGGACUUCUCUAAAACGGCCCAGGCUGCUAUAGGUAUCUGUCUCAUUAGUUGGGAGUUCAUCAUGCCAAGCAUCGUCAUGGGAAUUUCAUCUAUCAAGAUCUUCAGGGAGCUUCGGUACCGUGACAGCUACCUGGUGAAGGCCACCAACUACCUUGUGGAUAAAGGUAAACGUACUCAGCAGCAAUCCGAACCCGAGCAGGAGACAAUGCGAGCUAACAGGAACACCACCAUGGUCGUCAUCGUCAUCUUCGUGGUCUAUAUAAUCUGCUGGGCACCGAACCACUUCACCUUCCUCGGUUUCAACCUCGGAAUGGAGUUGGAUUUCACCGGAAAAUGGUACCACACAACCGUCUUGCUUGCCUUCGUCAAUUCAUGUAUAAACCCCUUCAUUUAUGCGAUUAGACUAAAGACAUUCCAAAGAGGAUUGGUCCACAUAUGCCGCCUUGGCUGCCACCCCAUCUCUUCGGCGCGCUUCGACUCACAAGAAACAGCAAGUCGGUACAGGGUCAAUGCGUCUGUCUUGUGAACCGGAAGGACAUUGGUUUUAGCUUGUAGAUAAUUUUCAAGGUGCUCCAUUCUUUUGACUGUAAUAUUUCCAUGUUCAUUUUGUGUCUGAAAUAUUUAUUCUCAAUGGACUUGUAAAGUUGUGAAAGAUAUUGAAUGUUUUUUUUUAAUGCUGACAAUGAUAUUUAUGGUGCAUGAAUACAAUUUAUUUCUCUAUGAAUGAAAGCACCUUCUUAUAAUGUACUUUUGUCUCUAAUAUGUCUGGAAAGGUGUAAUGUCUUUGAUCUUUCUGAAAUCACAUUUUGGAAUUGCAUAUACAUUUGCAUACCCAUAGAGCUACA